Molecule: messenger RNA, 1826 nt
Organism: Clarias gariepinus (North African catfish)
Lineage: Eukaryota; Metazoa; Chordata; Actinopteri; Siluriformes; Clariidae
Gene: trmt10b
Product: tRNA methyltransferase 10B
Exons: 8
Coding region: 250-1173 (307 amino acids)
Biological process (GO): tRNA N1-guanine methylation
Cellular component (GO): nucleoplasm; nucleus
Molecular function (GO): tRNA binding
Source: RefSeq, a predicted model, not a curated record
GCUUCAUAGUUGUAUCGCGUGCGCAGGAGGAAGGGUGCAUUUUAUUAUAAUCGAUUCGUGUUAAUUUGUAGUUUUGAUACUUUUUAAACCACUCUUAAGACUUUUUUCUUAGUUCUUUCCUAAAAUCUUUAUCUAUUUAGCUUCUAAAUUAAUAAUAUAGUGUAUAGUUUAGUGAUUUAUAUGAGGAGAGAGAAAUGACAUUUAUUUUAUUCUGUAUUUAUUAAUAAACAUAAUAAUAAUAAAAGAAGAAUGGAAAUGAAUGAAACUGUUGAGAAACAGGAGUUAAACUUUGAAGACCGGCAUCUAGAUGAUGAACCUGUGUCUGACAUGCUGGAGUUCCUCAGCAUUGAUGUGGAUCUCAGGUCCAGUCCAUCAUCCAGAGAGGAAGCAUUAUUCUCUAAAAAUGUCAUGCGAAAGCAGCGGAACUGGGAGAGGAGACUAGAGGCAAAAAAGAGCAAGAGGAAAGAGGAGAAACAGAGAAGAAAGCAGAACCAGCAAGAUAAAGUAGAUGUGUCUCAGUUGAGUAAACGUGUGCUCAAGGCUAUCACAAGAGAGCGUUUAGAGGAGGCGAGAGCAGCUGGACCAAGACUGUGUGUGGAUCUCAGCAUGAGUGACUGCAUGUCACACAAAGAAAUCAGUCGUCUAGCCGGUCAAAUCAGACGUCUCUAUGGAUCCAAUAAGAAAGCCAUGCAGCCAUUUCAUCUCUUUCUCACAGAUAUGAAAGAAGACAGUCUGCUUUAUAAAGAGUGCAUCAGAAUGAAUGAAGGCUUCCUAAACUACUUGAUUGAUGUCACUGAGGAGAGUUGGACUGAACUCUUUCCUUCUGAGGACAUCAUUUAUUUAACUCCAGAUGCAAGUGAAGCUUUGGAGCAAGUAAAUGGAGACAAGGUCUUCAUUCUUGGAGGCCUGGUUGAUGAAAGCAUUCAAAAGAAAAGGAGCUACAUGAGGGCAAAAGAGCUUGGCGUGCAGAUGGCAAGGCUGCCCAUUGAUGAGUACAUGACGAAGAGAUCCAACCCAAAGAAUUUUCACUCAAAAAUCCUAGCCAUUAAUCAAGUAUUUGAAAUCCUGCUGAUUUAUCGUGACACUGGAAGCUGGAACAAAGCCCUCAGUGCUGGAGUUCCCACAGGAAAGGGAUACAUCGUGUGUUCUGAAGAAGAGCCAGAUUUAACAUGAUGAUCAUCAACUCAAUGACCAGCACAACACACUCAGGACCCCGGUUUAAUUACAAACUUUACAAGCCUUCAAGAGCAAAGUGAUAAAAGAUUCUGCUUUUCUCUGGUUGCGUUCAUUUUGAAAUAAAACCUAUCCGGUCAGUUACUCAAUUUAGAUGCUAUUAGUUUGCUCUUAAAACUUUAUCUUCUCAUCGAAAUUUAAUCUAUUUUAAGUGAUUAUUUAAUUUCUAGUAUUUAUCUAAUGGACACUAAUCUUUCCAUCUUAUUUUACUGUUUAUGGUAAUUUCAUGUAAAUCUUUUAUUGCAUUUUGUUAAUGGUUUAUUUAUAUGUAUGUAGUCGGUUACCAAAUUGCUGUAUUCUCUAGAAAGCUGGAAAGGAAAAAAUACUAUUUAGGUCCAUUAGAUGGCGCACAAUACAAAGAUGUGACUUGGCAGUUUAUUUCAGCUGCAUUUAUGUGUCUUUCCAUAUAAAGCAUGCAGGAAUAAACAAUAUAAAGUAUACUGUAUAUAUUUAAAAUAGGAUUUUUUUUUUACCACAUUUACAAAGCGUCAUUGUCAGUUAUGUAUGGGAUAUGUCAGUGUAUGACUGUUUCAAAUAAAACUGAGUUGUUUUUUUCACCUCAGCAAGUUGUCAUCUAUUUUGAAAUAAAUGCU